GUUUCAAUAGUAGAAUAGCAUAAUCAUCAGCAUCGUCACUAUGAUCAUCAUCAUCAUCAUCAUUAUUUUCUUCAUCAUCAUCAUCAUCAUCAUCGUAGACAUUGCUUCUUAGGUCUAGUCUGUUUUUGGCUUGGUACGAUGAUACUAUUGGAACUGUGCAUGCGUUCCAUGUUUCUUAGAUAGAGAAUUCAAAUUGAAAGAACGCCAAUCCUCGAAAAAAUGGUUUUUUAUGACCUAUGAACUCAAUUCAAAUUCUGGAUGUUCAAUGUUCCUUACCUUAUCGUGGAGUAACAAUAGAAAUGAGCAUCCAAGAAUCUCUAUAUCUGAGACUUCAUCUUCAUUGCAAUCGAAAGCGAGGCCGUCAUUGCUACGAAUCAUGAGCGUCCUACAUCUAUUGUGUCAAUAG
Amoebophrya sp. A25 is the source of this 406-nucleotide messenger RNA. The record is from the annotation of a GenBank genome assembly. NCBI's taxonomy places the organism in Eukaryota, Dinophyceae, Syndiniales, Amoebophryaceae.